CAUCACAGAGCAAAAUAAAUAUAGCAAGCCUGCCUAGCGUACGCACAUAGUCACUUACCAUGGCUCCCAGUGUCCACCAUCUCCUGGUUUUGUUCCUGGCCUUCACAGCCUUCAAUGGCAGCUCCGCGGCGGCUCGUCGCCUUUUGGACACGGCAGCUGCACCAGAGGCCACACCAGCCCAGCCUUCUACACCUGAGGCUCCAAUGACACUGCCUCCGAUGCCUACAAUUGCGGCAGUUCCAACUACAUUGCCUCCAAUUCCUUCCAUUCCUGCAGUUCCGAAGCUGACAAUGCCGCCGAUACCAUUCAUUCCUAUCCCGAAGGUCGCCAUGGCACCGACAGCCCCUGGCACGGUUCCAUCACUUCCAAUUCCGGCGAUCCCAACCACCAUGCCGACCAUUCCUACUUUGCCUGCUACCAUGCCACCAAUGCCCUCAAUCCCAACCACUAUUCCGUCCAUUCCGAUCAUGAUACCAACAACAAUCCCUACCAUUCCUGGGUUCCAGAUGCCACCUAUUCCAUUCAUGUCCCGACCUCCACAAACCACCAGCCCAUGAAGGUCGUCAUAGCAUAAGACUGCUAGUCAGGAAUUUGAUUCAUAUGCAUAGUUGUUAUCAGUGUGUUUGUAAUGUUUGUUCUGUUGGAUGUUUACUGGCUUGUGUUUGGUGUUGAUUGUAAAUGCAGAUAAGUUUUGUACUGUCCUGUUUGUUAAUAAAGCAUUGCGUGGCUUGUUUAA
Messenger RNA from Hordeum vulgare subsp. vulgare (domesticated barley), 736 nucleotides. Its product is annotated as protein PELPK1. The transcript has a single exon. The coding region runs from base 60 to 557 and encodes 165 amino acids. Lineage: Eukaryota; Viridiplantae; Streptophyta; Magnoliopsida; Poales; Poaceae. The record is from RefSeq and is a predicted model, not a curated record.